AUCAUUCGAGGGCUGCAGUUGCCCGGCACACGCACGCAGCACGCUCCGCGUCACAGGCCGAGAGAGAACACGACACGCGUCGAUCAUGCUCCAGCAUCGGUUUUCCCGGUAGACGCGGCGCAUACAACAGUGACAUUCCGAGACUCGUGUCGUGUAGAAGUGAUAGUGCAGCGCGGUAUAGGUAACACACGCACGAUCCAACAGGUCAUCGGCUAUGAACAGUACUGGGCAGUAGAGGUUGCUAUAUACAGCAUAGGAGUUCUCCAGAGAGCGGUGAAGUGCUUCGCGGAGUGUGAUAUGUUUCCCUCGUCGGCGGCUAUGCUGAAGAAUCUGCAGCAGAGCGCCAUGGCCUCGCCGUCGUUCCUCAUGGAGAACCUGCUCCAGAGUAAGUCGAGCAGCGGCGCCGCCGACCUCACCAGCCUGACCUUGAACUGGGCGGCCAGCCUGGUAGCGCGGCAGCGCGAGCGCGAGUCCGCCGUCGCGGAGAACCUCGCCCGCAUCCAGCAGUCGAACCGGCUCUCCGAGCAGCAGCAGCAGCAGCAGCAGCAGCAGGGGAGAUCGAGGCUGUCGGAGGACUGCGAGCGAAUGCUGUACGGACAGGACAAGGACUCGGAGGCGGGUGACAGUAGGUACGCGAGUGACGGCGGCGCCUCGGCGAUCGACAGACUCAGCGCGAUGGAGAGGCUGUCCGAGCGGAUAGAGACGAGGUCCGGCUCGGCCAUGGACUCGAACAACUCGAUGGACGAGGACCGGGGAUCCGGGGCCGAGCUCGACGCCAUGUCCGAGCGCGACGAGGAGCUCACCGCGAGACUGCCGCCGCAUCAGCGCUUCGAGUUCGUCAGGAGUCAGCAUCAGCAGCAGCAACAGCAGCAGCAGCAGCAGCAGAUGUAUUCCCAGCAGCAGCAGCAGCGGGAGGUGACUGCGAGGAUGGACAGGGACUCGGUGGAGAGACUCGACGGGAACAGUCGGAUCAACGAGGAGACCUGCAGCUGUGGCGACGAGCAGUGCAGCGGAGGCAUGGCCUGCAGGAGGAUCCAGGAGAAGGAGAAACCGCAGCUCAAGUUCAGCGUCAACGCGAUCCUCGGCGGCAACCACGAUCGACGGCCCAAUCCUGAACACUUUCAAGGGAUACCGCCGGGAGCGUUGCCGGCGUUCCUGCACAAUUUACAAAAUUCAACAGGUUACAACAUAGCCAAGCCGAUAGCGAGGCCGGCGGCGUAUCAUCCACACCAUCCGCCUCAUCCGGGUCAUCAUCCCCCUCAGCAUCACUUGCCGCCCAACGCGCAUCACACCUUGCAUCAGCUCCUCGGCUGCAGGGCUCCUUACUUGACUGUCGCCAGUCCGGGCGGCAACAACCACCAGCUGGGCGGUCCAGGCGCCGGAGCAGGUUUCCCGAGCGCGAUGCAGGCCGGUCUCGGCGAGCUUACGGGCAUGAGUCUGGGCUUCCCCUGGGCCGGCAGCGCUCGGGGCAAGCCUCGCCGGGGCAUGAUGAGGCGGGCCGUCUUCUCGGACCUCCAGAGGCGCGGACUCGAGAAGAGGUUUCAGCUGCAGAAGUACAUCAGCAAACCCGACCGCAAGAAGCUCGCCGAGAAGCUCGGCCUCAAGGACUCGCAGGUGAAGAUCUGGUUCCAAAAUCGACGCAUGAAGUGGCGCAACAGCAAGGAGCGUGAACUCCUGGCCUCGGGCGGAUCUCGCGAGCAGACGCUGCCGAACAAGAACAACCCGAAUCCGGACCUGAGUGACGCCGACGGCGACAGGCAACGGCUGGACCUGAGCGACGCGAGCCCCCUCACGAGUCCCCAGAGGCCGGAGGACCACAGCGACAACGACGACGACGAGGAGAUCAACGUCACGUGAUGAAAUCGCUCUUCUAACCAUUGGCUCGACGAGAGGCUGAAUUUUCGCCUGCAACCGGAUGACUGAUUUUCGCGCGUUGCGUUACGUGAUUCAAUCCAGCGCUCGACGGAGUUUCUCGACCGAUAUGGCGGCUCGAAAUUGACGGAUGCCGCGUUCGUUAGUCCGGUGUAGAAUCGAUUGUUGUAACGAAAUUUGCGUUAACAGCGCUAGUUCAAAUGCACAUGCCCUUUUUACGUUCCCGGCUUAGUUUCUAUGCAGCGCCGUUAUGAAGUAUCAAUCAAUAGUAUAUUUUGUCGAAACUGCCUCCAUGAAUCCGGUACAUUUUGAUUCGUUUCAAUUUUACGCAAAGCGCGUGUACAUUGCACUUUGUACUGCGGUAUAUCACAUACUCUUUCAAUACUAUUUAAGAAAAAUUUAUAUCCAUGCGUACAUAUAGAAACAAUAUUCUUGGAUAGUAUACGAAGUAUCUGUGAUAUUUAAAUAAAAUAUAGGGAAUUGACUGUAGCGUCAAUGGUUUGAAUAUUUUCUUUUUUAGCGACAUCUCUAUGUGAAAUAAACAAAAAUUAUAUGAUGGUAAUCGUGUAUAUUAGAUAUUUAAGGUGUUAAUUUUUGUAUAUUUAAUGUAUCAUAAUACUUCGCUUGAACAAUCGAUUCUAUGUUCUCAUUUAUGUUUUGCACACGAGACGUAUCCGAUGAUUAUUUGAAGAUCGUUAAAACCAAAUUAUACAACAAAUUUGUAUCAUAUAGCGUUGACAAAUUUAAUUCACUUGUAUAUUGGAGUUUGCUUAUAUUUGAUCUAAAAAGAAAAGGAAUAAUAUUUAGGCCCUUCGAAAUGUUUGAGAUUGAAUGACCUCAGUCGCAUAUUUCUCCAAUUGAAUUGGACGGAAACUAGUUAAUGUGAGGAAUAAUAUAACGAAGUGAAUUUUUUAAAUUGGAACCAAAGUACUUCUAUGAAUGCGGUUAAUAAAAUGUAAUAUAUUGUAAUUAGAAACUUGAUGUAUCGUCGAAAAAUUCCAUUUGAAAAGGAAUUUUUCUGGUAUUAUUAUUAUUGUUAAGUCAGAAAACGUAAAAAAUAAACUUAAGAAUUAUUGUAUUGUAUAAUGAAAAUGGCGGAAUUUAA
Messenger RNA from Nasonia vitripennis (jewel wasp), 2977 nucleotides. RefSeq names its product histone-lysine N-methyltransferase 2D (gene Dbx). Gene Ontology annotation, molecular function: DNA binding; DNA-binding transcription factor activity, RNA polymerase II-specific. The coding region runs from base 298 to 1857 and encodes 519 amino acids. NCBI's taxonomy places the organism in Eukaryota, Metazoa, Arthropoda, Insecta, Hymenoptera, Pteromalidae. The record is from RefSeq and is a predicted model, not a curated record. The transcript has 4 exons. Gene Ontology annotation, biological process: regulation of transcription by RNA polymerase II.